Messenger RNA from Vigna angularis (adzuki bean), 2720 nucleotides. RefSeq names its product probable glutathione S-transferase parA. The coding region runs from base 1958 to 2620 and encodes 220 amino acids. The record is from RefSeq and is a predicted model, not a curated record. Gene Ontology annotation, biological process: glutathione metabolic process. Gene Ontology annotation, molecular function: glutathione transferase activity. The transcript has 2 exons. Gene Ontology annotation, cellular component: cytoplasm. NCBI's taxonomy places the organism in Eukaryota, Viridiplantae, Streptophyta, Magnoliopsida, Fabales, Fabaceae.
UUAAUUCAUCAUAUGGAUUUUUCUAUUUUUCAUCCAGCUUUUCUCACAUAUAGUAAUUUCUCUCACUCUGUCUUGGUUCCUUUCAUGAUUGAUUGAAUUCUUCACUUCUUUUAUGACUGACUUUGUUUUCAUUAUGGCUAACUUGUUCUUUUCGUUAUUGAUAAUUGAUUUGUUUUUUUCUUUGACAAACUUCUUUUUAACCUUGGUAGACUUGUUGUUAACUAGGUUUUUUAUUAUCUUUGUGGCCAAUUUGUCAUUAUCCGGAUUCUUGGGUUCUUGUUAAUAGGUCGAGCUCCUUUUGAGCAAUUUUCACACUUUCUUCACAACCAAACAUAUAAUCCAUUUUAAGUCACAACUUCUUGUCUAGCACUUCCAAUGCAGCUCUAUGAUCUUUCUCACCUUGGAAUUGUUUUUGCAAUUUUGAAAAUUCUGUUCAAGUUUCAAGCACAAAUUAUUCAAAACUUGUUUUCUUCUAUCUAAGCUUGUUUGUAACUCUGCAUUGCCUCUAACUUCAAUUUUUGUUGCAAAUCGUCUUUUGCAAGUUUUGACCUUUGAAUAACAAGCUUGUCUCCCCACAUGCCUAAGAUAUUCGAGUUGUAUAUAUGUACCAUUGAGUUUUCUAUAGGCUUUACUAAGUUAACCGAGCUAUCCACAUGCUCCACUGAGCUACCUAAGUUUCCCAACAAACUUUUCAAGUUGUUCACUUGCUCCACCAAGAUACCUAGGCUAUCCAAAUUUGCUAUCAAGCUAUCUAGAUUUCUCACCAAUCUAUCUGAGCUCUCCAUGCACCUUAGUGGGCUAUCAAAAUGCACCACUAAUCUAUCUAGAUGCCUUGUUGUCAAGCCGACACUACUUAAUUGACUUGUCGAGUUAUCGUAUUCAGCCUUCUUGCUGAAUUCUCCAUGACACCUGGCUUACUUGUCGAGUUCUCCCUUUGCUUAUACUCAACUCUCAAACUAUGUCCCAUCAUUAAUGACAUCGCUUUCUCUUCAACAUUUUCUAUGAGAAGAUUGAUCGUCUCUUCCUUCUUGUUUUCAUAUUGACAAUUUUUAGCAAAAUGUCUGACCUUAUUGUAAUUGAAGCACUUAUUAGUAACACUUCUUUACAUAACGACCUUACUUGUCACGUUUGAAGCACUUAAUAUUUGAGUUACUCAACCAACCUUCUCUCCACGGACCUCUUCCACGACCUUCUCUCCAAAGACCUUGUUCUCUUCAAAGACCUUGUUCUCUUCUGGGUCAAUUUCGAUGGCUGGAUUGUUAGCAUGGUAGUAGUAUUGAAAAUAGGAUCUACACCCAAAAAAAAACACACGAAGGCACCAAAUGUAUGCAAGAUAUAUCCCUCCCCUUGUAAUCAUUACGGUCCUGGUCUUUGUUAUCAUUAAGCUGAAGUGACAGUAAACCUUUUUACCAAUUAAAAAAAUUGCACGUAUUAUUGGAUGAAUUCCUAAAAUAAAAGAGCUAGUGAGAAGAGAGAUAUGAAAUAUGUUUUCAUACACAGUGUACAUCUAUCUAUAUAUUUGAUAACAUGGUUAACUUCAACUUUCUCCCACUCUUGUACUCAACACUUAGCGUGUCAAAUUUGAUUUCUUUUGUAAUAUAAGAAAUGCAUCUGAAUUUAUUCCUUCCACACUGAGUGCUUCCAAUAAAGAUAUCGUGUAUGCUCUUAUUCUACAAAAGAAACGAUUAAAUAUUACAAAAUUAUCAGAUAAUGAUAUCCCUGAAAUAGAAGUCAAAAGAUCACGUUGAACAACGACCAAUAAGCAUAACAAAGAUAGAUCUCAAAUCCAAAAUGAACAAAGACACCAUCUUUGGUAAAACUUCCAUGUUUCAUUCUUGGCAAACAAGUAAUGCACAUGCAUAAAUACCCCAAACCCAGAAGCAACUAAACCAUAUGAACAAUCUCAGUCUCAGAUUAAAACUAAUCCAACUAAACCACACACAUUCUCAAGGCAAAAAUGGCAGAUUCCAAUGUGGUUCUACUGGAUUUCUGGCCAAGCUCUUACGGAAUGAGAGUGAAAAUCGCUUUGGCAGAGAAGGGUAUCUCGUAUGAGUGCAAGCAAGAAGAUUUAGAAGCUAAAAGCUCUCUGCUUCUAGAGAUGAACCCAGUUCACAAAAUGAUACCAGUUUUGAUUCAUAAUGCAAAACCCAUCUGUGAGUCACUCAAUAUUGUUCAGUACAUUGACGAGGCAUGGAAACACAAAUCUUCUCUGCUUCCCUCUGACCCUUACAAGCGAUCCCAAGCCAGGUUUUGGGGCGAUUACAUUGACAAAAAUGUAUACAAUGCUGUGAAGAGGGUAUGGUCGGGGAAGGGUAAAGAGCAAGAAGAGUGGAAGAAAGAACUGAUAGAAUGUUUGAAGAGGCUGGAAGAUGAACUUGGAGACAAGGCAUAUUUUGGUGGUGAAGAGUUUGGGUAUGUGGAUGUGGCUCUUGUUCCUUUCACUAGCUGGUUUUACACGGUUGAGACGUUUGGGAAACUAAGCAUUGAAGAUGAGUGUCCAACACUUGUGGCUUGGGCCAAAAGGUGCAUGCAGAAAGAGACUGUGGCCUCAUCACUCCCUCACCCUGAACAGAUCUAUGCUUUUGCCCUGCAAUAUAAACACAGACAUGGACUUCAGUAGAUACAUGUCUGUUACUACAAUUACGUUGUAAGAAGUAUAUGUACUACGUGUGUGUCUGUGUUUUUUUCUUGGAAGUUAGAAUCUCUUGUUUAUAAAUAAA